GUUAACGUUAUUAUACUACAAAAGAGCUUCAUUGGGUAAUUGCAAAUUCAAUGAAUGAUACAUUUUCUGUGUGCAAUUUAUUUCUAUAUAAUUUUCGUCUCUUUUACACUUGUUACUAAAAUGUAAUUCUUACUACAUUAAUUUUUUGAUUUUAUUUGAAUUUUAUUUAAAGUGCCUUUUAAGUGAAAAUUAAGUUCAAUACUUAAAAUAAGAAGUUCCCUAAAUUAUAUUACAUUCAUCUGUUAACUGAGUAUAUACGAUGUGCAUACUACAUAAAAAUAAAUUGUUCACGAUUAACCAUUAUUCUUUUGAAUUUAUAUUGUACAAUUUACAUUAUCCUCUUCGUAUUUACCUUCUUGCCCGAUAGCUUAAUCGCUCAGAACCAAUAAAAAAACAAAAGCUUAAGUAUUUAAAUGCAUUUACCCAAAUACAAAUUUGGAUUGGAAAUUGAUAAUUAAAACCAUGUUAUUUAUUAACAGAAAAAUACUAAUUUACGUAAUAUUUUUUAGAUAUUUUAUGUAAAUUGAAAAUGAUGUAAAAGGUUAUGUUUGCUUGUAAACAUCGUGUAUAUACAUAAGCACAUAUUCCGUCAGGAGGAUAAUAUAAAUAAUAUAGUUUAAAAAAUAUAUCAAUAAAUCUUAUAUAAAAAUGAACGACAGUAAACAAAAUUCACACGAUGAAGUUCCAGAAAUCGUAAAAAAUGCUGUAUUGGUAAACAGUUCUCCCAUUCCAGUUGAAACACCUAUUGUGGAAGGGUAUGAUUGGAACAAGGGAAUUGACUAUCAUGCUUUAUUUAAAACAUAUAAAAAUUCUGGCUUUCAAGCAACAAACUUUGGUUUAGCAGUGAAUGAAAUUCAGCAAAUGAUAAAUGCUAGAAACAUUCCUCUUAAAGAUGACCAAAUUGAUAGUUUGGAAGAAGAUAAGUUUAUUGAAAGAAAAUCUUCAUGCACAAUAUUCCUAGGAUAUACAUCAAAUAUGGCUUCAUGUGGAAUUCGGGAUACUAUAAGGUUUCUUGUGCAACAUAAAAUGGUUGACUGUAUUGUAACUACAGCAGGUGGUGUAGAGGAAGAUUUCAUAAAAUGCUUAGCACCAACAUACAUAGGAGAUUUCCAUUUAGAAGGAAGAAGUCUUAGGGAACGUGGUAUUAAUAGAAUAGGAAAUUUGUUAGUACCUAAUAAUAAUUACUGUCUAUUUGAAGAUUGGGUUAUGCCUAUAUUAGACACAAUGUUGGCUGAACAGAAAGAAAGAGGUACGAUUUGGACACCAUCUAAAGUAAUAGCAAGACUUGGUGUAGAAAUUAAUAAUGAAGAUUCAAUAUAUUAUUGGGCUGCAAAAAAUAAUAUUCCUGUGUUUAGUCCUGCUCUGACAGAUGGCAGCCUUGGUGAUAUGAUGUAUUUCCAUUCCUUUAGGAAUCCAGGUCUAAUUGUUGACAUAGUAUCAGAUCUUAGACGGUUAAAUACAAUGGCUAUGAAAGCAAUAAAUAGUGGCAUGAUCAUUAUAGGAGGUGGUGUUGUAAAACAUCACAUAUGCAAUGCAAAUCUCAUGAGAAAUGGUGCUGACUAUGCAGUAUUUAUAAAUACAUCUUCAGAAUUUGAUGGCAGUGAUAGUGGUGCUCGUCCAGAUGAAGCUGUUUCAUGGGGUAAAAUUCGAAUGGAUGCGAAACCAGUUAAAAUUUAUGCAGAAGCAUCACUGGUAUUUCCACUACUUGUUGGAGAAACUUUUGCUCGACAAUAUCACUCAACAAGAGAAAAAAUUGUUUCAGAUGUUUAAGAAAAACUUAAUAGAAACAUUUAAACCAAAAAUAAAAGCAUUUCUAUCUUUCUUUUCUAUACAAGUAAUAUUCGAAAAAAUGUUUUUCUGAUUUUUCUAAUUCUUUUUUUACUUUGAUUUUGUUGGAAACCAAAUUGAUUAACAUAGUAUAAGCCAUGUGUUAAACAAAAAGAGGGAAAUCAACUAGGAGAGAGAACAUGAUCUCAGAGUGUGUUCAGAGGAAGUGUGUGAACAACGUGCAACUAAGAAUGUGUAGAUUGUUAUUUCUAUUUACUAAGUACAUUUAUACCUUUUCUUACCUUUA
Molecule: messenger RNA, 2074 nt
Organism: Bombus huntii
Lineage: Eukaryota; Metazoa; Arthropoda; Insecta; Hymenoptera; Apidae
Product: probable deoxyhypusine synthase
Exons: 8
Coding region: 649-1770 (373 amino acids)
Biological process (GO): peptidyl-hypusine biosynthetic process
Cellular component (GO): cytoplasm
Molecular function (GO): deoxyhypusine synthase activity
Source: RefSeq, a predicted model, not a curated record